GUUCUGUUUAAACAUACAGCAACAUGUCUUACAUGCUUCCACAUUUACAUAAUGGCUGGCAAGUUGACCAGGCCAUUUUGGCAGAGGAAGAUCGCGUGGUUCUUAUACGUUUUGGUCAUGACUGGGAUCCUUCGUGUAUGCGUAUGGACGAGACGCUCUACAAAAUUGCCAAUAAAAUCAAAAAUUUUGCAGUUUGUUAUCUCGUAGGCAAGUGACCAGGUUAUCAUUUCCUAAUUUUUUUAUCAAUUAAAGAUAUCUCCGAG
Messenger RNA from Meloidogyne enterolobii, 263 nucleotides. NCBI's taxonomy places the organism in Eukaryota, Metazoa, Nematoda, Chromadorea, Rhabditida, Meloidogynidae. The record is from the annotation of a GenBank genome assembly.